ACGCAGCUGGUGUUAUGAUUCCGCCAGGGACACCCGUGACUCUCUCCGCACAUUCGGUGCUACCGCAGAACGUCCCACCUUCCCUUAUACCGACGUCAGAGUCCAGCAUGUCGAUUGGGGGGAUAAAGCGAGACAGUGAGUUCUACUUUGAAGAUGCCAUAUUCUGUGUGGAGAAUACGCUCGUCCGGGUUCCGUACCAAACCGUAUCAGAACAUUCUCACAAGCUUUUGAAGCCUUUCGCGGACGUGUCUCCGCACGGCGCGAGCGCGAUGGCCGCCCCGGACGAUCAGCCCAUCAACCUCGAUGUGUCAGUUGAGGAAUUCAGGCAGCUUUUGAAAGUUCUUUUCGCGUACAGGGCAUCAAAAGAUGUGGAAGGAAAACUACCUCGAAGCGUAGAAGAAUGGACAUCUGUUUUGAAGCUGUCCGACAUGUGGGACAUGAAUGUCAUCCGCACGUUCGCCAUUCAGCGCGUGUCGGGUCUAAAGAUGGACCCCGUUGAGAAAGCAAGACUGGCAAUCAAGUAUAAAGUCAGCGAGUGGUUAAAGGAAGCUGUCAAUGAUCUUGCAAAGCGAUACAAUCCAAUGACGGAGAGAGAAGUAGAGAAGCUGGGGGUGAAAGUUGUUCUGAAGAUUGCUGAAGUGCGUGAACGAUUAGUUGCGGUGUCAAGUCCUUGGCCGGGUACGAACCGCGGGGUUUUCGGUCAUACUACGGCAACACUCUCCGUUGGCAGGCGCACAGCAGGUCACCUAGAUUUCAGCACGGAGAUCGAGUGUGUGUUUGGUGACUUAUCCGAAUUAGGAUUCCCGGGACCCGAGAAGAAGAAGAAGAAGAGUAAGAAGAGCAAGCACAUGAAGCAACACGACGAGUAGCUAUGUACCUUGAUAGGAGCCGAUAGUAUACGCGAAUCAUAUGAAACCC
This is a messenger RNA of Coniophora puteana RWD-64-598 SS2, 918 nucleotides long. RefSeq lists its product as uncharacterized. NCBI's taxonomy places the organism in Eukaryota, Fungi, Basidiomycota, Agaricomycetes, Boletales, Coniophoraceae. The transcript has 3 exons. The record is from RefSeq and is a predicted model, not a curated record. The coding region runs from base 108 to 869 and encodes 253 amino acids.